Messenger RNA from Chenopodium quinoa (quinoa), 741 nucleotides. RefSeq lists its product as uncharacterized. The record is from RefSeq and is a predicted model, not a curated record. NCBI's taxonomy places the organism in Eukaryota, Viridiplantae, Streptophyta, Magnoliopsida, Caryophyllales, Amaranthaceae.
AUGGCAAAUGGUUUGGUUCCAUUUCAAUUUCCUAGACUUACAAAAGAGAAUUGUGAGAAUUGGGCAAUUAGAGCCUUGCUAGGAUCACAAGAUGCUUGGGAGAUAGUUGAGAAAGGUUAUGUAAAGCCAGAAGAUGAAACUUCUUUGCCCACUCAAAGGGAUACCUUGCAAAAGGCUAGGAAGAAGGGAUUUAGACCUCCUUCCCUUCUGCCCACUCUCCAUUCACACGGUUCUCAAAGCGGAGGAGGAAGGGUGAGCAGGAGGUACCACGAGCCCUCUGCCCCACACAUCUAUCCAAAAGCAAGUGUAGUUCAUCGGUUUCAGCGAAUGCUCUUAUCUCUCGGCAAAGAUCGUGUGAGUGUGCAGUUAUGCUUUGGAUGCUUCGCCAGAAUAGAUAGAGUCAGUUCCCGUUCUUUUCUAGUGUACUCGCUUUAAAUCUCCGACACACAAGGAAAGACACGGUGGGAAGAAAGUAGCCCUAGCCUCUGUCCGGCCAAUUAUUCCGCUGGCAUCUCGCAUUCACGCCCUCGUUUGACGGCCGCUCGGGGAUGUAGUUGUAGAUAUGUUAGUCUUAGUGGGUCGUUGGCUCCACCUCUUAUCUCCUUCUACGACAUGCUGUUGUCGUUGCCAUAUUCUAUAUGUCACUUAGUCAUCUUUGCUUCGCUGCGGGUCAGCAUCUCCGAAAGAAACGGAGGAAUUCAUUCAAUGACUCCUCGAUCGCCCUCUAAAUGAUCAAAAUAA